Molecule: messenger RNA, 2608 nt
Organism: Impatiens glandulifera
Lineage: Eukaryota; Viridiplantae; Streptophyta; Magnoliopsida; Ericales; Balsaminaceae
Product: filament-like plant protein
Exons: 5
Coding region: 378-2363 (661 amino acids)
Source: RefSeq, a predicted model, not a curated record
AAACCUCGUUGUUUCGCUUUCAGAGGAGCGCCUUCACAGCUUAUCACAUGCCCAAAUCAUCUUUCCAUUGGAGGGGAGAGAAGAGAAGCCUAAACCCCAAAACAGAGAAAGAAAGAAAAUUAAAUUCCAGAUUAUUUUUCAAGAUUUCCCCCUUUCUUCUUCUGACAAUCUCAACUGACUUGGGUAAUUUUUUAUUCAUUCUUUCAUGUUGGUUUCUGGAAUCUCUCUGAGCUAAAGACCCGUCUUUGUUUUCAUUGUUCCCAUCUGGGUUUCCUCUCUCUUCAGUCAAAGAGUUACAGAUAGGUUUUGAUAUAAAAGUCUAUGCAUUCAGAAGAGAGAAUUUAGUUCAGUUUGAUUUGAUUUGAUUUGAGUCACAAAUGGAGAAAAGGAAAUGGUUGUGGAAGAGAAAGUUUGGCGAAAAAAGCCCUGGUGAAUCUGAAAGUUCUGGAUCAAUGUCUUCACACUCGGAGAGAUACUCUGAUGAUCAGGAAUUAGUAAAAGAAGUAUCACCUGGUCACAACAUUCAGUCACCAGAAGUAACGUCAAAAGCUGCAUUCAGCGAUGAUGAGAUUACCGAGACGAUGAUUAAGAGUUUGACAGCGAAACUGUCAGCUGCUCUUGUCAAUGUAAGUGCUAAAGAAGAUUUGGCUAAGCAACAUGCCAAAGUUGCUGAAGAAGCAGUUGCAGGUUGGGAGAAGGCUGAAAAUGAGGCUGUUUCUCUGAAACAACAACUUGAUGCAACAGUUGAACAAAAACUAGCAUUAGAAGGGCGAGUAUCCCAUCUAGAUGGUGCAUUAAAGGAAUGUGUUAGACAACUAAGACAGUCAAAAGAUGAUCAAGGGGAAAAGAUUCAUGAAUCCAUGUUUGAGAUGGCUCAUGAAUGGAAAUCCACCCGAACCGAUCUGGAAAAUCGGAUUGAGCAGCUCCAAACAGAGCUGGAUGAAGCAAAUAACAAAUCUCCUGUUCCAGUUGAUAAUACUGAUAUACUUCUUGAACUCCAGUCUCUAAAGCAAGAGAACGAUAUUCUCAAGUCCGAACUCCUUUCCCAAUCCGAAGAGCUGGAAAUUCGAAUCAUUGAGAGGGAUUUGAGUGCCCAAGUUGCUGAAACAGCCAGUAAGCAGAACUUGGAAAGCAUUAAAAAGGUGGCAAAGCUUGAGGCUGAUUGUCGAAGGUUACAAGCCAUUGCCCGUAAAUCAUCUUCCAUAAAUGGACCAGAACCGAAGUCGUCUGCAAGCCAUUGUCAGCUGAUGAAUGAGAAAUUAAUGGCUACAAGCCAUUGCCAGUAUGCAGUUGGCUCUCAUAUGGGGAUGGAUAUAAUGGAUGAUUUCUUGGAGAUGGAACGGCUUGCUUCAUUGCCUGAAACUCAGACGAAGACCGACAUUCAGAUGGUUAAUGAAGAAAGUCUUUUGAAACAAAAGGUUGAAGAAAUGAGUAACCGUGUGGCUGAGUUGGAAGAGAAUGUGAGAAAGAUUGAGGAACAAAAAGUUGAACUGGAGAAGGCCCUAACUUUGAGCCAAGAUAAUCUGAAAGAGGCUGAAACAAGAUUAGAGGAGAUGGAAAGUGAGCUAGCGAAUGCAACAGAGUCAAGGGAAUUGCUGGAGUUUCAACUCAUGGAUAUGGAAACUGAGAGACGUACCAUGUCUUCAAAUCUUGACUGCUUGAAUCAAGAGGUGGAAAAAGAACGAAGUUUAUCUGUGGAAAUGGCGAAAAAAUGUAAGCUCUUAGAAGAAGAAUUGACAAGAAAAACUCAGUCCUUGGAAUUGGAGAAAGCUGCUAUUUCAAAUACCAUGUCUUCAAAUCUUGACUGCUUGAAUCAAGAAGUGGAAAAAGAACGAAAUUUAUCUGUUGAAAUGACCAAAAAAUGUAAGCUUUUAGAAGAAGAAUUGACAAGAAAAACCCAGUGCAUGGAAUUGGAGAAAGCUGCUAUUUCAAAUGCCAAAUCGAAAAUACAACAGGAAGACAUAGAUGUCGCGGCUUGUAAGCUAUCGGAGUGCCAGAAAACAAUUGCUUCAUUGGGUAGACAGCUCGAGUCUCUAGCAACAUUGGAGGAUUUUUUGAUAGAUACUGCAAACAUACCAGGAUUCUCCAAGGCUGGUGCAAACAAACAUUUAUGGAAGUUACACUCUAACGAAGCAAUCACACCCAAAAAUGUUAAGGGAGCAUUAUUAAGAGAAGCCUCUUCUGCUCCUCUGGAAAAUGGUAAUAUUGAAUCACCAAUUUCUUCGACCUCAUCAUCUAAUUCUUCGUCAUCUGGACAACAUCAUCAUCAUCAUGUUUCUUCUGGUAAGACUCGAAACGGGUUUGGGAAAUUGUUCUCAAGAAGUAAGAGUGCGGUUCAGCUUGAAGACCCGCCAAAAGCAUAAACAUAGAUUGUUGUUGUUAGUUGUGUGAGUUCUAGAGAGAUUACUGUUUGUUUCAUACUAGAUUUAUUUGUUGAUUAAAUUCUGUUUAAUUGACAACAAAUGUAAAAUUCAGGAUCUCUACUGUUUUAUGGUUGAAUGAUCAUCAAGAGAUCCAUGUAUGACAGUAUCAAUCAUCAGGAUAAUGUUUCUUUCCUUUCCAAUAUUGGGAUUUUGUGUGAUCCAAAUUAUGUUUUUUUUUUUUUUAA